Messenger RNA from Hippocampus comes (tiger tail seahorse), 4194 nucleotides. RefSeq names its product ubiquitin specific peptidase 43b (gene usp43b). The record is from RefSeq and is a predicted model, not a curated record. The transcript has 16 exons. Lineage: Eukaryota; Metazoa; Chordata; Actinopteri; Syngnathiformes; Syngnathidae. Gene Ontology annotation, molecular function: cysteine-type deubiquitinase activity. The coding region runs from base 311 to 3901 and encodes 1196 amino acids. Gene Ontology annotation, biological process: protein deubiquitination.
GCCUUUCCCCGGCGAAAUGCAACGAGACUGGAAAAGGCGGGGAGAGCGAAGCCGUUGAGAGGGCUCCUGUCGCGCUCUCGUGCCGGCGGGGACGUGUGACGCUCCACGUGAUAAAAGAGCGCCUUCAGUUCAGUUCGGCGGCCGGGAUGGACGUGGAAGGUGGCGUGCCGGGUGGGCGGACGAGGAGAACAGGGCGCUGCUGUGAUGGCGAUGGUGUCACCUCUGGGCGCGCUUCCAUGUGCUUCGUGGGAAGGGGGGGACUGUACUGGAGGAGAAGAAGUGGCACGCGGGCGACGGAAUCGACGAGACUAUGAUGAAGAGUGCGAGACCGGACCCAAGGGGGAGUAGCGUAGGCGCCGUCAUGGACGAGAAGCAGGAAAUGCCCUCGUCGAAGGAGGACAAGCGUAAAGAGAAGAAGCCGAAAUCCGCCAGGCUUUUUCGGAAGAAAUCACUCAAGUCCGUGGGGAGUUUUAUGAACAGAAUCAUCAAAACUCUGGGCACUUUCACCCACUUUGCGGACGCGCAGGACGCGGAGGACGACGAUGGGGGAUUUGGGAACGGCACACCUUGCACCCUCGGCGCCAGCUCGGGCAUUGCCAAAGAGGAUGUACAGGUGCCUAGGCUGGUCAAGAACCCUCCUCUUGGCAGGGACAAACUACUUUACCAGUACGGGGACAAAACGCCGGGCGUUCUGGGCUUGAAAAACCACGGCAACACGUGCUUCAUGAACGCCGUGGUCCAGUGUCUGAGCAAUACCGACCUGCUGGCCGAGUACUUGGGACUGGAGAGGUACAAGUUGGACCUGAGUGACACCGCGGUCGACGGGACUUCGAGGAGCGCGGAGACUCGCGUCGCUAACGGAGAGGUCACGGAGCACUUGGCCUCACUUGUUCGGGCUCUGUGGACUUUGGAAUACACCCCGCAGCUGUCUGUCGACUUCAAGGCUAUCGUGUCCAAGUUUGGAUCGCAGUUCCGUGGUAAUUCCCAACACGACGCCCUGGAGUUCCUUCUGUGGCUGCUGGAUCGCGUCCACGAAGACAUCAAUCUGGCCUCACACAAUAACAAUAAUACAACCAAAGCUUGCGAACGGGAUCCCGAUGAAGAUGAAAACCUGCGGCAUCCUGGCCCGCCCCAUUGCCAGCAGCAACAUAGUUUUGUCCAGGAACAUUUUCAGGCACAGUACAAAUCUUCACUGACAUGCCCCCAUUGUUUGAAACAGAGCAACACCUUUGACCCUUUCCUUUGCAUCUCACUGCCGAUUCCUCUUCGCCAGACCAGGCCCGUGUGUGUGACUCUGGUGUUCAGCACAAAGGGACAAAGGUACCUGCGAGUCGGUCUGGCCGUGCCUCUGUUCGGCUCUGUCGCCUGCUUGAGAAGGAUGGUGGCUGAUGAGGGCAACGUUUCCCCAGAUCAGGUGAUCCUGACUGAAGUUUACGCCAGCGGGUUCCAGCGCUCCUUCUUUGAUGAAGACGACCUAACCAGUAUAGCGGAAAAUGACGUCAUCUAUGCCUUCCAGGCUCCGCCUCUCUACAUUCGAGGCGGCUCUGCACGGACUUCAGGAUCCCAUCACAGUCUACCGCCAUCUUCGACGUAUACCGCCGGUCCCGAGGCUAAAAGAUUACCUGCGUCCGGGGCGUUGUCUUCAGAAUUUCUCAACCAGGGCGUCCCACUGAAGAUUUUGCUGUUGGUAUGCAACGCAGCGGGAGCAGGCCAGCAAACUGUUAGGUUCGGCCCUCCAUUCUUAAUGAGGGAGGACCGGUCUAUUUCCUGGGAUCAGCUGCAGCAAAGCAUUCUGAGCAAGCUUUACUACCUGAUGAUCAACGGGGCGCCGGCACAGAAUAACAGAGUGCUCUUCAACAUCCGCGUGGUUGGAGGCUCGUCAUUUUACAGCUACUUGUCACCGCAGGACGGUCGGCCGCUCUACCAUCCUGCUGUCGACAGAGCUUUGAAACUCUGCAGCCCGGGAGGACCGCCGCAUGUGAAGCUCAUCAUUGAAUGGGAGUACAGAAUCAAAGACUGCCUGUUUGGUAACAUUCAGGAGGAGGUGGUGAAGGAUGCGGACAGUGUGAGGAAUCAGCAGCAGCAGCAUGUCCAGCAGUACAGCUGCACCUUGGAUGAGUGUUUUCAGCUCUACACCAAAGAGGAGCAGCUCGCCCCCGACGAUGCCUGGAAGUGCCCACACUGCAAGCAGCUGCAGCAGGGGAUGGUGAAGAUGAGCUUGUGGACGCUACCGGACAUCCUCAUCCUCCACCUGAAGCGCUUCAGGCAAGUGGGCGAGCGGAGAAACAAGCUGACCACGUUUGUACGUUUCCCCCUGGUGGACCUGGACAUGACGCCGCACGUGGUGAACCGCAACCACGGCCCACCUCAGGCCCCGCUUCAGCCGGGCUGGAAGCAGCCCAGCCGGCCCGAGCUGGCUCCCACUGACUUCCUCUACGAUCUCUACGCCGUGUGCAACCAUCACGGAGGGAUGCACGGGGGCCAUUACACAGCCUUUUGUCGAAACUCCGUGGACGCUCAGUGGUACAGCUACGAUGACAGCAAUGCCGAGGCAGUUCCGGAAGGAGACGUGUGCACACGAGGCGCCUAUAUCCUCUUCUAUCAAAGAAGAAAAACAAUCCCGCCGUGGUCUGCGAGUUCUUCGCUCACUGGUUCCACCAGUUCAAACACUUCGGACCACUGGCUGGUGCGGCUGACUGGGGCUAGUGACAGAGGUGCCCCGGCGUCAGCAGCAUCCAGCUCAGUGCCGCCGGUGCCCAUGCAACGUCCGGAUUCGACUGCUCGGCCGGUGUUUGAAGAGCGCCGCAAAACCGCAGACGCAAGUGAAUUUGAGUCCAAACCGUUCGUCCGCGGGACCCACGCAAGGAGUGUCAGCAUGAGAUCUCCGACGAAGGCCAGGGAGUCUUUCGGCAAAGUCCUGCCGCUGCGAUGGUCCUUCAGAACCAAGGAUCGCAUGAAGCACUCGGUCGAGACUCAGUCCGGGGAGCUGGUGGAAUAUCUGGAGUCGGGCCGCCGUCCGCGAUGUACCAAAGAGCCGAUUGUAGCUCUGGUGGCCACCCCGCCGCAAGCGCACGCCCAGCGCGGAGCCUUUGAGGGCGGACAGGAGUGCAGCUCACCAAGCGGCAGUAGCCUGAGCUGCGCAGAAUCAUGCUACUCCCCCAAAAUCCCCGAGGGACAGAGCAGGCCCGCUAUGGAGAGGCACCUCAGCAGCACUGUCAAGGGCAGCGAGGAUGGCUCCCUGAGGGUGAGGUCAUCGAAUAAGAGAGCGAGGCAGGAGCCCGGCAGGACUUUGGACAUCCAACUUCAGAGAGUGGCCAUGUUAGGAGCGCACAUCAGCAGCCACAGUGCACCUCCGAGCAGAGAUUCCACACUGAGAAAAAACAAGGUCCCUUUCGGGGGGAGCACCAGAUCCCCGAGAGAUCCGUUUCAAGCAGAGGGCCAAAGGGGCCGUGAGGGUCAGAGCCAAGAGAACCUCGUGGCCUUUGUCAAGCCCGGUUUCAUGCGCAAAGACGCCCCGAGAUCGCCUCCGAUGGGUCGGGAAGGACGCGUGAACGGAUACGGGCAUUUGGGAAAGCCGGCAAGCGGCGAUUUUACCAAGCUGUCUCAAUCCAACGGAACCCUGAGCGCCGUGACAAAGCACGAACGCCAGGCCUACGCGCUCCCCUGCCGCCAGGUCCGGCUGCGGAACGGACACGUCGCGUGCCCUGACUGCGUCGACAUCAAGCGCGCUCACAGCUCCAGCAACAUUCAGACAAAGCUGGACGUGAGCUUUCACGGCUGCGCCUCGCUGCAGAGGAACGGCGACGUCGCGGCCUCGCGCCGCGUCCCGCUCUCGGACAAGCCCGGCUUUGCCACCCUGCAGAGGACACAGUUCAGUACCACCUCCCUGGUGCCUCUGUGACAUCUCCCAAUGACUUGUGGAGCCUCCGACUUCUUGGCUGAGAUGUCACACCCUGAAAGCAUCGCUGGAAAGGAGUGUCUUCGCUCCUCCGUUGAUACAGUAGUACUGUUACUUUUUACCUGUGUGUGUCUUAAACUAAAUCUAUGCAGAGUUGAGUUACUGCUGUCAUUUGUAGGAAUUGCUGCCGUUGGACUUUGUCUCCUGAUAACAUGUGACUGUGGAAUACAGUGGACCUCCGCUAUUCGCCUCAAUGAAACUCUUUGACGCAUUUCAACAAAGUUCCUCGGCACCAA